AUGUUUUCGGCUUUACGGAGCAAAAACCAGUCUAAUAAGAGAUCUAACGAUGAUAGUAUCAAUAGUAGAAAAGAUGUUAAUGAAUUAAGUCUUGGUGCAGGUGGCACCAGUACUAGUACUAAUACCAAUCACAAUGACAGUCCCAGUAUUAAAAAUAAGAAUAAGAAUAAGAAUAAGAAUAAGACUGAGAAUGAAAAUAUAUAUAAACUAACUAUAUCGUCAGGACGUUCAAGAGGAACUGCAUCCAAUACAACAAAUGCUAAUACGUUGGUAUUAAAUGCUGGUGUAGCUAUAGUCGGGAAAGCACCCAUCGCAUCAUCCCAGAAUGAGAUACAAACCAUCAGUGGACAAUCAUUGCAGAGUGGUAUAGAUACAAAUCUAAUGACAGCUGGAUUUGGUCGCUCUGCUGGUAUUGACUCCACAACAACAGUUUCUCAUGACGCAAAUUCCGUUAAAUCGAGAUUACAAAGACUACCAACAAUUACUACUAGUUAUAAAGAAAUCAAUAAUGGAAACAAACCUGUUCAAGUAGAACCACAAGACGAUAGUCACUAUACCUCAUCUUUACUGGUAGAUACAGACCCACGUUCGAAUAAUCAACCCCAAUCAAUUUCAUCUAAUGCUGUAGCAAACGUAGAAAUAAACAGGACAUUACAAUUAGACCUGGUAUACCACGAAUCUAGAGUGUCUGAAAAAUUGGUCAUGCUAGAUUUAAAGAAACUACCCCAUAUUAAAGAAGGACAACUUUGCGAACUGAGGACAUAUCGUAAACGUAAAUCUACUUCUGCAAGAAGCAAUAAAAACUCUAGAGACAAAAAAUUAUAUUUCAUUGCCCAUGAUUUUGAUGAAGAAACCAGGAAAAGAUGUCACAAGUUUGGAAAUAUCUCAGUGGCUUUGGGUCAAUUACAAUUACUCCUAGACUUACCACCAAGAUCCCGUGUAUGGAUUAAACCCAAGAGAAAAGAAGACACUGCUGCCGAUUUGAUAGAACUGCAUAUAAAAGAUAUUCUUGUGAAUAGAGGUGAUAUGUGGUGCAUGUCUUCUGAAUUGGUAGAUACUUGUGUUUUCACCGGACAACGAAUUAUGUUUUUAGAUUCUAUCAGAACCACUGUCAACGGAAUCUAUAAAAAUGGUAAGAAAGUACUAUCGGGAUACAUAAAUGACAAUACUAAGAUCGUUUUCAGAUCCGAGUCAUCACGGCUUUUGUUUAUUAUACAAAUUACUAAUGAAAUGUGGAGUUUCGAUGAAUCUGGCGAACAAAUGUUUCAAAAAAUGAUCAACUCCUUUUUCCCCAAAAUCUUCAACAAGUGGAAGGAUAUUGAGACCCAUCAUAGCAUAACCAUCGCGUUUGCAAUAUCAAUGGACAUGUCUACAUCUUCUUACAAGGAUUUAAAACCUGGCCAAAGAAUCAAGAACACAACAGAUUAUUACAGAAUCGUUGUAGAUCAAGUUAGUGUUAUAUAUUGGGUUGAAAUCAUGGAAAGUCUGAGAAAAGAAUUUAUGGAAAUCACAAGAGAAUUAUUGUCUCGUAAAUCUGAUGAUAAAAAGGAUAAUGAACUUUCGGUUAUUAAGGGCAGAUUUGCUCCUGUGAUCAAAUCAAAUAUCCUUGAACUAAUCAAUUUUGCUGCGACUACAAUAGUUGAUCCCUUCAGACAGCUUGAUCUCAGACAUACGUCCACCCAUGUGAUGAUUAUCAGUCCGGGAAAAGGUUUAUAUGAUGUCGAUUACGAUCUGUUACAACUAUCUUGUAAAAAAUUAUUAUCUCUAGAACUAACGAUGGAUUUGAUUUGUCUUUCUAACCCUCCUUUACAUGUCGUACCACUAUUUCGAUACAUUGAUUAUGAAAAUAAGCUACAUCAUUGCAUACCGCCUUGGCUGAAUAUUUUUUUCUGGAAUGAUAAAACGAAGGAUACCAAUAAGUGGACUCCAAGAUGCCAAAUUUAUGAUCUACAGAUGAUGGGUUUGACAGAUACAGAAUUGGUUCAAGAACUAGAACUAGAUUAUUUAAACCCUUCUGAUGAUAUUAAUGAUUUACAAACAUUCCUCAAAGACUAUGACAGAGAUAUUUUUUUGCCCAUAUCUACUGCUAAUUUCAAAGCGGAAAACAUUUCUUCCGAUCCUGACGAGGAAGAUCUUAAAGAACUAAAAAAAAUCAAUGAUAAAACAACUACCAUCCAUAAAUCCUCCACGUCAAGAAAUACUCUGACAAAAUCUCAAAGGACUAAUAGUGAAGAAAACAAUUCAAUUCGAUCACGAAAGGGCGAUACAAUAAUCAAAGAUCCUCAAUUUGUAGGGAAAAUUAGUAAUUCAUCUAGAAAUAACCCGCCAUAUGACCUAUCUGAUAAAUCUACCUUUGAAAAACAAUUUAAGCCGAAGACAACAUUCCAUCCCAGUGCUAUGAUUAAGAAAACUCCCGAAAAUAUGAAAAAGCUAACAAAUCCUGUAUUUCAACAGCAAUACUUUGAUAUACAAACUGAUAAUGGAUUAACAGGAAAUAGCAAAAACCUAUUAAUCAAAAAUACAAAAUAUUUGACGCCGAUUAUCGAUGAGCCACAAACUCCUUUGGUAACGGGUAAUCUAUAUCGUACCCGUUUCGAAAGCCAAUCCAAUGACAAUGAGUUGAACGAGAAUUCGAAGUUACCUGAACGUGGAGGAGGAACUGACGAAAGAAGAAAUGUUUCAGCUGCAGAUACACUGAAAGAUGUUACUAAGAAAUCAUCCAUCAAAGAUUUUACUCAAAGAAUAUUCACGAAAUUUCUGGCUACCACUAAACAAAGCAACUUUAAUUCUGAUGGAAUAAACUCAAGUGCAAUAACUGAAGAUGCCGUUUUAAUAAGUGAUGAUACCGAUGGAAAGACAAACAAUAAUAACGAUUUCGCUGUUUACCCAUCCUCUGUAGCAGAUGGAGAUGUGAGCGGUGACAACCAACAUAGAUUGAACAAUAAAGAUUCUUUUACGAGCAUAUUGAAACCUAUUCCAAGACCACAACUUGGAGUUAAGAUCUUCAAGUCUGACAUAAACAAUUUAUCUUCAAAUGAAAAUGUCAAUUCUGAAACAAAACAGAAUUUGCUUGGAACGAGAAAUACUAUAAAUAGAAAACAAUUCACAGCAAGCCCUCAUUUUACCUCCAGUACAAAAAAUUCGGUAUCAAACCAUAGCCGUUUCAUCAAGUUUGAUAGCAUGGAUGAUUGGAUUGAAAUCUUAGAAGACUCAAUACCAUCAUAUAGUUUUCUUGGCGAUGACUUGUUACCUACGAGAUGGAGAGACGUAUGGCCUAAAAAUGUUUUUCGAAAAUACAGCAAAUGGAAAUCCUUUACUUCUCCUGCUGAGCUUCCAAUCACUUUGAAACGUUUUCCAUCUAAAUACGAGCUAGAGAAUAAUUUCAUGCUGAGAAAUCACUCUGUUACUCAAAACUGGGAGCAAGAACAAUAUAAAUUGACCACGAAGGACCUUUUACGUAAUAUGAUAUACCUGAGAUUACUGGUUGGCUUCCAAAUUUGUACCAGUAGCACCAUCGAAGAAGUGGAAUCGGCUCGUAAAGGAGAUCGAGAUGUUUUUGCUAUUCAUAAAUACCUGAGAGGCGAUCUGACAGGCACUUUCAAAAUAUAUAUGUUAAUGGGCUCUGAGAUUCAUAGGUUACAUUAUGACAACAGUGGAACUAUUAAUGUCGAAAGGUACAUAGAAAAAAGUGAGCGUAAUGUCUUUGAUCAGGUACCUAGUUACACUUCUUUUGUUAAAACCAGAUACGACAGUAACUAUAGAAAGACUGAUGUUGAUCCCAUCCACACGAAGAGAUCGGAGUUUAAUUGGAAUUUGUUAGAUCAACUAUUGGCAGGUUACUCUGAUCCAUAUCUCUACGAUGAAUGGCACGGAUUCAGAUCAAAGUAUGUUAUAUUGCCUGCAGAAAUCCCGUCAAAUACUUUUUCCAUGGUUGUUAACGGCAAAAAUGAGACACUUACAACUGAGGAAAUUAGAGUAGAGGGAUUGAGGAAACUAAUCGCAUCAAUAACUAGGCUUAAGCUUUUAUCUGUUGAAGAAUCCAAGAUUCAGAAGGAUAGAAAAACGGAGAUACAACCAGAGGUAAUUUUCUAUACAGGAUCACUAUUUGAUUUCUUGAAUGAACAACAAGCUCAACUUGAUAGCUCGACUUUAAAUUUCAAGGAUUCAAUUUUUGGUGAUGUUACAAAAAAAUUGAAUAAGAACAUUGACUUGAAAAACCUUGCACAAGAGUUACAGAUGGGUGAAAACAAACUUAACUUAGUAACAAGGAAAUGGCAUUGGAAAAGACAUGCUAACUGUUUUGUUGGGUCUGAAAUGGUGAACUGGUUGAUACGUAACUUCUCAGAUAUUGAUACAAGAUCAACGGCAAUAAGCUAUGGCCAAAAAUUGAUGAAUGACGGACUGUUCAUUCAUGUCUUGGAUAAACAUAGUUUUUUGGAUGGUAAUUAUUUUUAUCAGAUAUCACCAGAAUUCAUUAUCAACAUGAAUACGGUUGAGAGAACUAAUAGCAAAAACUCAAACACAUCUGAUAACAAUACUUUGAAGAAGACAACAUCUCGUAAUUCAACUGAAUCGAAUCUGACUCCACUAAGUAUGAGAAAUAAAGUAUCCACCAUGGAUGAUGACUCAACUCAACUUGCGAAUACAACUUCUGCCAACUCUUAUAAAGAAAAGAAAACCGUGGUUCUAAGUAACUCAAUGCUCAUCAAUGUUGACCCUAGCUCAAAGUCAUAUAAAGAGGAGCUAUGCACAGUCCACUUUGAUAGAGUUCAUAACCCUGAACAUUGUUUCCAUAUCAGACUAGAAUGGCUGACAACUACUCCAAAACUAAUCGAUAAUAUGCUUGGAAAUUGGGCAAGAAUCUGUGAGAAAUACGGUUUAAAGCUAAUAGAGAUCCCAUGGAAUGAACUCUGCACGAUUCCAUCUGUGGACCCAUUCCAUACUUUUGUACAAUUACAUCUGGUUAUCAAUCCUUGGGAGGAUCCAGAGUUCAAUGACCCAGAACUUUUCGCCGUGAGUAAAUUCUAUUAUCAUAUUCAUCUUUUGAAAAUGUCUGGGUUCUUACUUGAUAACAGAGCCUCUAGAUUCUUUCAAAGAGAUGACGCUGACUUUGAAAUAAUGUACUCGUGGGGUAAACCCCAAUUCAAAUAUGCGCAAUACAUUCACACGACCGGAGCAUACAUCGCCGAAAUGAGAGAAAAUGGUAAUAUCUUCCUGGCUCCAAAUAAUGUCUACAUGUCAAGAGUAAACAGAGCUAACGUUAUCAGUAAGACACGCUCCAGCCCCACUUUUACAGUAGACUCCAGAAAAGUUGUGAUAGAAUUUUCAAGGACUUGUUACAGCUAUGCCAAAUUACGCGCCGUCUUCCUUGACGCAAAAGAAAAAUGGUUGAGUAACAAAACUGUCGAAGACUGA
Nakaseomyces glabratus is the source of this 5415-nucleotide messenger RNA. It is a transcript of the gene IML1, whose product is annotated as GTPase-activating protein IML1. The record is from RefSeq and is a predicted model, not a curated record. Lineage: Eukaryota; Fungi; Ascomycota; Saccharomycetes; Saccharomycetales; Saccharomycetaceae. Gene Ontology annotation, biological process: positive regulation of autophagy; negative regulation of TORC1 signaling; intracellular signal transduction. Gene Ontology annotation, cellular component: GATOR1 complex. Gene Ontology annotation, molecular function: GTPase activator activity.